AUGAAAGGGAUCUAUUCAGUGGCCGUUUUAUCCGUGGCCACGUUGGCCGCCUUUACAUUCGGCCAGUUGACGCAAGUCAAAAUCCCGACGGAAUGUCCUGAGGUUGACCCGAUGAACACUACAAUCCAUCUUGCGCACGAGACCGACUGCACGAAAUUCUACAUGUGUUUCAUGGGCAAUAAAAUAGAGAAGGAUUGUCCCUUCAUGGACAAAGCGCAUACCAAGAGGUUGCACUUCAAUCCCGAGCUGCAGGUGUGCGAUUGGCCGUUUCAAGCAAACUGUACGAAUCGCCAUCAUUCAACCACAACUUCAACGACUACGACGAGCACAGAACUUCCGACCACGACAACCACGACGACAACCACGACAACGACGACGACCGAGACACCGAUUUUAACGAUUACCGUCACGCCAUCGACGAAAACGUCCUCGGGGACGGAACCGACUAUCAUCGUUCCGUCAUUGUCGACAGCUAAGUCGACACCAUCUUUACCAUCUCCGACACCGACCUCGAUGCCAUCCUCGACACUAUCGACAUCACUACCGACAUCACCGGAGCCUGAUGUCUGUCCCAAGAACACCAAUGGCAGGACCAUCAAGGUACCCCACGAGUUCAGAUGCGAUUCCUACUACCUGUGCACCGACGGCGAGAAGAACAUGCAAACAUGCCCACCCGGGUUUCUCUUCAACCCGCAUCCGAUGAUUCGUAACUGCGACUGGCCGGAUAACGUAAACUGCAACGACAAGCCUCCCUUGGCCGAGUGUCCGGAGGGCCCAAGCGGGACGAAGUUGCCUCACGAAUGCCAAUGCGACAGAUACUACGAGUGUCAUGACGGCGAUAUGAUUCUGAAAAGGUGCCCGCCGGGUCAGGAAUACGACUACGUUCGAGAGCUUUGCGGCUCUCCAGAGUCAGUGAAAUGUGUCCGACCUAUUCCGAAGACCACCGUGACACCUACUCCUUCUGGAACAUUCGUGACUGACUACUCCGGCGAGUGCCCGGCCGAAGAAGAGGGUAUGAAAUAUUCGCACGAGAUCAAGUGCACUGAAUAUUACGAAUGCGUGAACCAGCGGAAAAUUCUGAAGUUUUGCCCGGCCGGUCUCCACUUCAACCUCAUCCUGCAGAUGUGCGAUUAUCCUCCGGAUAAUAAGGAGUGCACGAUACCCACUCCGAUAUUGACUCAGACACCGUCUACCUUAGUAACAACACCCAAACUCUCACCUUCCAGCUGGUGCGUCGGUAAGAAAGACGGCUCUCAAGUGCCUCACGAGUACGACUGCUCGAAGUAUUACAGAUGCAAGAACGGCGACAGAAACCUGCAGACAUGUUCUAACGGUCUUCACUUCAACCCGGUUAUCGGGGCCUGCGACUUCCAGGAAAACGCCCGCUGCAACUUGAAGGUGGAGUGCCCCGCCGAGGGAGCCAGCAAGAUCCCCCACGAGGACAACUGCAAUUUCUACUACGACUGCUUCAACGGCGAAAAAAUGCUGCGCCAGUGCUCGGGAGACUUGCACUUCAACCCUGUUCUGAACGUCUGCGACUUCGCGGAGAAUUAUCCCUGCGAGCAGACCGCAGAAGAGGAUGCCAAAACUGCCUGUAUCGGCAGCUGCCCUUGGGAAGAUCCGAAAAACUACACGAUACUGAUCCCGAACAAAGACUGCCGCAAGUUCUGCAUGUGCAGCAACGGCAUAGCGUACGAGCAGUCCUGUCCCAAAGGCCUGAAUUUCGACUACCUCAGGUUCGUCUGCGACUUCCCGGGGAGAGCAAAGUGCAAGGUACCUCCGAAAGAAGUUUACAAGAUCAACGGGGAGAACGAGGACGUGAACAAGGAGGACGAUUGGUUUGAUUAUGCGAGCGAGGAAGAUAACAGUGCUGAAAAAACGCACGGAAAUCCCCGGUUUAGGUCUAACCUGGUCUACUAA
Dinoponera quadriceps is the source of this 1920-nucleotide messenger RNA. RefSeq lists its product as uncharacterized. Gene Ontology annotation, cellular component: extracellular region. The coding region runs from base 1 to 1920 and encodes 639 amino acids. Lineage: Eukaryota; Metazoa; Arthropoda; Insecta; Hymenoptera; Formicidae. Gene Ontology annotation, molecular function: chitin binding. The record is from RefSeq and is a predicted model, not a curated record. The transcript is spliced from 2 exons.